UUUUCGUAUUACAUGCCAUUUGUCUAUGAACCAAUCUAGCGGCUUUAACGACUGUUUGCGACACUGCCGUGCGUGGAUACUCAACUCUCCCGAGUGAGAUACCGGUGGAGAGGCGCAGUUAGCAGGAAAAUACCAGAGAAAGGGGUUGUUGUCCAGAUAUCACUGGUUUUCGCCACAGACAAAAAACGUGCAUUUUUUUUAAAUAUAUCAAAACAUACAGUAAAUGAGGACUCAAGGCUGAGCGUUGAAAAGCAGCGCGAGGGAAGGCAACUAAUUCUCUAACCGUGGCUGUUGAAGUAAGUUGCCUCCCAAGCGACGCUUUAAAAGGAAGAGGGAUCUAGAUCAGACCACAACAACAGUGAAAAUGGACUAUGAUUUCAAAUUGAAGCUGACAGGGGAACGAGAACGUGUCGAAGAUCUGUUUGAAUACGAAGGAUGCAAAGUUGGUCGAGGGACGUACGGACAUGUGUACAAAGCGAAAAGAAAAGAUGGGAAGGACGAUAAAGACUAUGCCCUCAAGCAGAUUGAAGGCACGGGGAUCUCUAUGUCUGCUUGCCGUGAGAUUGCACUGCUGAGAGAGCUGAAACACCCCAACGUGAUCUCCCUGCAGAAAGUGUUCCUGUCACAUGCGGACCGCAAAGUCUGGCUGCUGUUCGACUAUGCCGAGCAUGACCUCUGGCACAUCAUUAAGUUCCACAGAGCCUCGAAGGCCAAUAAGAAGCCAUUGCAGCUGCCCAGAGGCAUGGUCAAAUCCCUGCUGUACCAGAUCCUGGAUGGCAUCCACUAUCUACACACCAACUGGGUCCUGCACAGAGACCUGAAACCGGCCAACAUCCUGGUGAUGGGGGAGGGCCCUGAGCGAGGCCGCGUUAAGAUUGCGGAUAUGGGCUUUGCGCGGCUCUUUAACUCACCACUGAAGCCUUUAGCAGAUUUGGACCCUGUGGUGGUCACCUUCUGGUACCGGGCACCUGAGCUACUGCUGGGAGCCAGGCACUACACCAAAGCCAUCGAUAUUUGGGCAAUUGGCUGCAUCUUUGCAGAACUGUUGACGUCAGAGCCCAUAUUCCACUGUCGACAGGAGGACAUCAAAACCAGUAACCCAUACCACCACGACCAACUGGACCGCAUCUUCAACGUCAUGGGCUUCCCUGCAGAUAAGGACUGGGAGGACAUUAAGAAGAUGCCAGAGCACUCCACGCUCAUGAAAGACUUCAGAAGGAACACGUACACUAACUGCAGCCUUAUUAAGUACAUGGAGAAGCAUAAAGUCAAACCUGACAGCAAAGCAUUCCACUUGCUGCAGAAGCUGCUGACGAUGGACCCCAUCCGUAGAAUAACGUCUGAGCAGGCCAUGCAGGACCCCUACUUCCUGGAGGAGCCACUGCCCACCUCUGAUGUGUUCGCUGGCUGCCAGAUACCCUACCCUAAAAGGGAAUUCCUUACUGAGGAGGAGCCAGAAGACAAGGCAGACAAAUUGAAACUGCAGAAAAACCAGCAACAACAACAGGGGAACAACCACACCAACGGGGCGGGCCAUGCCGGUAACCAAGACAACAGCCACGCCCAGGGCCCACCUCUGAAGAAGGUGCGGGUGGUCCCCCCCACCACUACCUCAAGUGGCCUGAUUAUGACCUCAGACUACCAGCGCUCCAAUCCACAUGCUGCCUAUCAGAACCCAGGACCAAGCACAUCACUGCCCCAGAGCAGCAUGGGAUACUCCUCUACCUCCCAGCAGCCGCCGCAGUACUCCCACCAGACCCACCGCUACUGAGAGCCCUGCCCCUCUCCACCCCUCACUUCCUCCUCAAGCUCCUCCUCUUCCUCCUCCUGGCCACACCCAAAGCCCCAGCCCUGGUCCAGCCCCUCACAGCGCCCAGCAGGGAGAAUGUACGGAGGGAGGAGGGACGAUUCUGAGCGCGUGCGGAAUCAAGCAGGAACAACCCCUACCCACUUCCAUAACCCCAACCUUGACCUAACCCCCCCACCCCCACCACACACCCAUCUCCCUCCCACCCCUUGCCCUACCCCUACCCCUGCCCAUGCACUGUGGGCACCUAACUCAAGCGUGUGCCCGUAGCUCAACUCAGCUCUGCCAAUAAGAAACGUUAUGAACAUCACCGUGACACACCACCACCAAUACAGUAAAAAAACAAAAAAAACAGAUAAAUCUUCAGCCGGACUUAAUCAUUGCCUAUACAAGAAAAACAAAUAAAAAUGAAAAUGACUAUUAAAAAAAAGACAAAACGCUGGAAGGAAACAGAGGUGACCAGUUUUCCUUGUUUGGGGUUUUACAUCAUCACUGCAAGUGUGUGACCAUUUUUUUUUUAUUUCAUUUUUUUUUUAUCCUUCUCAAGAAGUGGAAACAAAUUGCCCCACAACGUGGUACUUAAUUGCUACGCGCAAAAUGGAGGAUGGCCCUGACUGGAGGAACAGUCCCCCAUUGCCCAAGGUCAACCUCCACCAAAGCCCCCCCUCUUGGCCGUGCUGGACUUCCUUUUCCUUUGUGAGGGUCCUGUGGCUUCUUUGAGACUAAAGCUGCUAUUUGACUGCCAGCGGGGAUGGUGUGUCGUCCGUCCGUCCGUCUGCCGGUCUCCCUGUCUGCCCACACCCCCCCCCCCCCCCUCCACACACACACACACACACACACACACACACACACACACGCGCACACACACGCACACACGCACACACACACACAUACACACAUACACAGUCAAUCUCGGGGGCCCAACUCUGUGCAGAAGCUGCUGCAAAAUGGAGCAUGCUGACAGGAUCUAGCGCCCUCUGCCGGACUAUACUGGUUAUGGGCUUUAUUAAAAGAAACUUGAUUUUAGUAGUUUAUAAUUUAAUACAUUUGGACUUUUUUGUUUUUACGUUAGAAUUGGCAAGUGGCUUCCGUUGUGCUGCAACUGCAGCAGUUGUUCGCAGUGGAUAAGCCUUAGAACUUUAAAAAACAGUUUGCGUGGAUGGAUGGAACAUGCAUUGUACUGUAUUGUAUUGAACUAUUUUACAUGAAGCAAGUAUCCUGACAAUAAUAAAAGCGGAAACGUUAAA
Molecule: messenger RNA, 3054 nt
Organism: Alosa sapidissima (American shad)
Lineage: Eukaryota; Metazoa; Chordata; Actinopteri; Clupeiformes; Clupeidae
Gene: cdk8
Product: cyclin-dependent kinase 8
Exons: 13
Coding region: 365-1771 (468 amino acids)
Biological process (GO): protein phosphorylation
Cellular component (GO): mediator complex; nucleus
Molecular function (GO): RNA polymerase II CTD heptapeptide repeat kinase activity; ATP binding; cyclin-dependent protein serine/threonine kinase activity
Source: RefSeq, a predicted model, not a curated record